Molecule: messenger RNA, 1323 nt
Organism: Wallemia mellicola CBS 633.66
Lineage: Eukaryota; Fungi; Basidiomycota; Wallemiomycetes; Wallemiales; Wallemiaceae
Product: DUF185-domain-containing protein
Exons: 4
Coding region: 169-1323 (384 amino acids)
Biological process (GO): mitochondrial respiratory chain complex I assembly
Cellular component (GO): mitochondrion
Molecular function (GO): protein-arginine omega-N symmetric methyltransferase activity
Source: RefSeq, a predicted model, not a curated record
CGAGGCGCUUUUAGACAAAAGGAUGGUAUUCUAAAGCAUCUGAAUACCGCUAGAAUAGUUAUACGGUCAAUUCACAAUUCAAUACCGCUCAGAGAAGACGCUACAUCACUUAAACGUAUACUGGCAGAUUCAAUAAAAGCAACUGGUCCUAUACCAGUAUCAAGGUAUAUGUCAGUAUGUACAUAUCACCCUACAGAAGGCUAUUACAGUCGUAAAGAUAAGGAUCCGAUCAGCAAACAAGGUGACUUCAUCACCUCACCUGAAAUUUCGCAGGUUUUUGGCGAGUUAAUAGCCGUCUGGUAUCUUCACCAAUACCAUUCAAUCAAGCACAGUUUAUCACACGAAGGAAAAGAAGUACCGAAGAAGGUCAGGUUUGUCGAAUUAGGACCUGGAAACGGUACCCUCAUGAGCGAUAUUUUACGUACAUGGAAAUCCUUCCCCUCCGCUUGGAACAGCCUCGACGGUGUUCAUCUGGUCGAAACAUCGCCUACCCUUAGAGAAACACAAAAAAGCACGCUAGAGAGUUACGACAAGGAUAUCCAAUUUUAUGAUAGAAUACAGCAUAUCGAAAAAGAUGACACAAGUCUCACAUUUAUAGUGGCACAUGAGUUCUUUGACGCUCUACCAAUUCACGUUUUCCAGAAAACAGAUGUCGGCUUCCGUGAAGUACUAGUCGAUUUGACAAAUCCUCGUGUACGUGAUAGUGAAAAUGAGAGCGAAGCAGAAAAACAGCCAGCUGAAUGGAAUGACGCUGAAACUGGUUUCAAAUACGUUGUCAGUAAACAGCAAACCCCAAUGAGUUCAUUCUUGCCAUUGAUAGCACCCCACAUCUUCUCUGAGGAGGGUAAAGAGAUAGGCCAGCGGUUAGAACUCAAUGUAGAAGGUUACUAUAUUGCCAACGCAAUAGGAAGUCUGUUGGAAGGUACACCAGGUGGGGCCGCACUCAUCGUCGAUUAUGGUCAAGACGGCUGGACGGGUGAUACUCUUCGUGGAUUCAGAAACCACAAACAGGUUGAUGUUUUGAGUGCACCUGGUGAGUGCGAUAUCACAUCUGAUGUAGAUUUUGGCGUCUUGCGAGAAUCUCUAUCACACAACUCAGCCAACGUAGUUGGAUCGAAUGUAAUGACCCAGCGUGAUUUCCUCAUUAAGAUGGGUGUAGCACCACGGUUGGAUACUCUCCUUGCUAAUGCUAUGUCGAAAGAACGGAAAUUACUAAUUGCAGAAUCAGCUAAACGUCUCCUCGACGUACGCGGUAUGGGCAACCAAUAUAAAUUCAUGGCGGGCUUUAGUAGUAAUCAGGAGAACCGCUAUCCAUUUGAAUAA